CAGCAAUUACGAAUAAAAUAUAGGCUAUUAAUCAUCUUAGGUUGAAAUUAUCAUACUGAAGCUGUUUUAUUAGCCAGUUUCUUACAAAUUCGGCAAAAGGAGCUAAUAUCACAUGCGUGGUCCCUUUCUUGGCUUUUUCAACGGCACCCGUAUCAACAACAUCCGGAUAAUGAUAACUGGUGCGGCUAAUACGAAGUUAGCUUUAUACAGCACCCAGGAUGUAAAUAUAACUCAUAGCCAAUAGCCCGCUUGAAGAUACAAGGUUUUGGGCCAAAAAUGGGCGCCCGGCAAACGAUCAAAUAUGAGGGCCUGACUGGUCGGAGAAAAUCUACCGGUCCAGGGCUAAAUCUUUAAAUACUCCGGUGGGUUGCGGCGAAUCCUUUCACGAAGCUAUAUGGGGCACAUGCAUCCUGUCGGUAUAGCAGAUCUUCUUUAUCAACUUACGCACCAAUCACAACCAACGCUUGAACGAUAGACAGAGGGGAAACAAAAGACGACGGGUAAUUCGCGGGGAACCCAGAAAUAAACAACAAGAUGCACGGGCAAACCAAUCUCCGCACUUUCAGUGUUUCUCGGUUUUUGAUGCGUCUCUACUUACCUAGGAAAGUAUAUGAAGACAACCAUUGCCUAUUUCUUAAAAUUGUUGGUCAAUAGAUUCCUAGUCAUAAAUCUCACAUAUUUCCCGCUUUAUCAUUUCUCACAAUGCGCGGCCGUAAAGCUAUCGCCGCAUCCCUAACAUGGGCCUUGUCCAUCUCUUCGGUCUAUUCUGCACCGAGUGCAGCUGUCAAAGAGUGUGAGGUUGCAGACCACGAGGUGACCUUUAAAACAAUCUAUGUUCCACCGUCGAACUACAAUACUCCAAAAACUCUUUAUGGGCGCACAGUUCAACUGGAGGAUGGGACUCUUCUGGCAACAUGGGAAAACUACUCCCCCGAACCGCCUUUGGUUUACUUCCCUAUAUACAAAAGUACCGAUAAGGGCGAGACCUGGGCUCCUUUCUCUAAUGUCACAGACCAGGUGAAUGGCUGGGGGCUGCGCUACCAGCCGGAUCUGUAUCUUCUACCACAGGCUAUCGGCGAUCUUCCGAAGGGGACAAUUAUUUGUUCGGCGAAUUCUAUCCCUACGGAUCUUAGCCAGACUAAGAUCGAUGUCUAUGCAUCUGUGAACGGCGGAAAGACAUGGUCAUUUGUCUCUACUGUCGCAUCUGGAGGAGUUGCCUUGCCGAACAAUGGCGAGACCCCAAUAUGGGAGCCAUUCAUGAUGGUCUACGACAACCAGCUUGUCAUGUACUACUCCGACCAACGCGACCCUGCACAUGGCCAAAAGAUGGUCCACCAAGUCAGCGCCGAUGGUAUAACUUGGGGCCCCGUGGUGAACGAUAUUGCGUACUCAACCUAUGAACAACGCCCAGGAAUGCCGACCGUCGCAGCUCUGCCCAACGGUCAAUAUAUCAUGACUUAUGAAUACGGAUUGGGCCCCAAUCCUGCGGGCAGCGGAACUUUCCCCAUCUACUAUCGUAUUAGCUCCAGUCCUCUCACAUUCGACUCGGCACCAGGUCAAAUCCUCAAUGCCGGGGGGACCGUUCCAACGUCGUCCCCAUAUGUUGUCUGGAGUCCCUCGGGAGGUCCGAAUGGAAGCAUCAUUGUAAGCGCUAAUAGCCACGCCGAGAUCUUUAUAAACACGAACCUGGGUGAUGCAGAUUCUUGGGUCAAGUACGCUACCCCCCAGUCAAGAGCCUACACAAGACACCUGAGAGUCAUGGAUGACCCGGAUUACUUGUUAAUCAUGAGUGCUGGAUUUUUGAAUGGUGACAAUUAUGUGACGGAUAGUGUCAUGAAGUUGCCGAAUUUGUAACUUAGACAUCUCAUAGAUAUAAGGUUGAAAUGAAUGGGCUUAUCUACACCAUUAACAUAAAACUAUUUAUGCGCUCGCAGAUUUAUUAAUGCUAACUGCCAUCUACAUGUGUUUGGGCUAACUUAUUUGGUAUUAGAGCACCCGGGAACGAAGGAGCUUGAGGAAGGAGCAUUGGAG
Molecule: messenger RNA, 2031 nt
Organism: Pseudogymnoascus verrucosus
Lineage: Eukaryota; Fungi; Ascomycota; Leotiomycetes; Thelebolales; Thelebolaceae
Exons: 2
Coding region: 703-1854 (383 amino acids)
Source: RefSeq, a predicted model, not a curated record